GGCGCCCCACCGAGAUAGUGCCACCGUGCCUUGUCGGCGAAAGGUGGGGAAUUCAUAUAGGGCAUGAGCUUCCUGUCGCGAAGUGAAUACGAUCGUGGAGUCAACACCUUCUCGCCUGAAGGUCGACUAUUCCAGGUCGAAUAUGCGAUUGAAGCCAUCAAGCUCGGUUCAACUGCCAUUGGAAUCUGCACCAAGGAAGGCGUCAUUCUUGUGGUAGAGAAGAGGGUGACUUCUCCGCUGGUCGACCCAACCUCCAUUGAGAAACUGCUAGAGAUUGACUGCCACAUGGGCUGUGCCAUGAGCGGUCUGACCGCUGACGCUCGAACUUUGGUGGAUCAUGCCAGAGUCGAAGCCCAGGCGCAUUGGUUCACCUACAACGAGCGCAUGCCCAUUGAAAGCAACGUGAACGCUAUUGCAGACCUUGCCUUGGACUUCAGCGAUUCGGACAAGAAGAAGAAAACAAUGUCGCGUCCAUUCGGUGUUGCCCUUUUGGUUGGUGGUGUUGAUCCAUGGGAUGGUCCUGUGCUCUUCAACACAGAUCCUUCCGGGACUUUCACCAAGUACGCGGCCUGCGCCAUUGGGAGCGCCCAAGAAGGAGCCACGAGUAUGUUGCAGGAACAGUACAACAAGGAUAUGACAUUGAAGGAGGCCGAGAUUUUGGCACUCACCACACUGCGGCAGGUCAUGGAAGAAAAAUUGAGCAAAGUCAACAUCGAAGUGGGAGUGGUGCCAGCAUCCACUGGAAAGUUCCGCUGCUACAAUGCAGAGGAACUCGAAGAUGUGAUUUCUCGCUUGCCUGCACCAACGCUCCCAACCUUGUCGAGCGCGACGGGUCCAGGUCGAAGCGACCUCUCAUACGGCGGGCCUUAAGAGGGCUCAAAAGCUAUACCUGGACAGGCUUGGCAUUCAGGACGCGUCAGCACGGAGCAUUCACAGCGCUCUGACGAUUCAUGGAAAAGGCAGUGCGUUUGCGGAGAGAUCGGAGAGGAACAUGG
Messenger RNA from Cladocopium goreaui, 995 nucleotides. Lineage: Eukaryota; Dinophyceae; Suessiales; Symbiodiniaceae. The record is from the annotation of a GenBank genome assembly.